GCGAAAGGCCGACGACCCGACCUUGGAAAGCUGGAGAAAAUGUUGAACUAGCCGACUCCUUUACACAGUGCAACUGAAGUUCGUCAAUUUCUAGGAGUUGUGGGUUAUUGGUGGAUUUUCAUACGUGGAUAUGCGAAAAAAGCAGAGCCUCUGCGCACUCUUCUUAGGAAGACCGAGAAGUUCUAUGGGGAUUCUUCUCAAGAGCUUGCAGUGCAAUCCCUCAAAGAAGAAUUUACGGAUGCUUGUCAUGUCUAAAGAAGGCGGCCGAAUUCAAGGUGUGUCAUUCUUUGAGGACGAGACAGACAGACCGUUCGUAGUGUUUACGGAUGUUGGGCCGUGUUCGGUUGGGGGAUUGCUUUCUCAAAAGGAUGCAGAAGGCAAAGAAAGGCCAUUGAGGUUCGAGAGCCGAACGCUUAACACUCCAGAACGUAACUACAGUCAGUUUAAGAAGGAAGUGUUGGUUGUUCUACGGUGCUUAGAUACCUUUAAGCAUUACAUAUACGACAGACGAUUCGUUCUCAGGGUAAACCCCACAGCUGUAGCAUCAGUCCUACAGAAGGAUUUCAGUUUGACGGAUCCUACAAUUGCACGAUGGUUGAUCAGGAUUCGACUUUAUGACUCUAAUGUAGAGAGGAUCUCAGGGACUAAGAACGCUGUAGCCGACGGACUUUCACGAAUUCCCAUUGAGGCGAAGCGACCGAUAUCGGUUGCUGCACUAACUAUGGUCGAGCCUAGACGAACGGAUCAUUUCCUAGUCAACCUCUAUGAAGGUAAGUACCGCACUAUAGGGCUGCAUCUGUCGGGGGAGGAGAGCCCCGAUUCGGAGAUUCGGAGACAGGCAGCGCAAUAUUGCCUUAGAGCUAGGCAUUUGUUCCGACGACCUGUGGGGGCAGGAAUGCCUCUUCGGGUGAUUUGUGACCCAGAGGAGAAACAGUCCAUAGUAGCCAAGUUACAUGACGGAGUAGUCGGAGGACACGAGAAGGUCGACAGACCAUAUUGGUGGGAAGGACAAUACAAGGACGUUGAAAAGUAUUGCGAAACUUGUGAGGACUGCCAGAAGAGAUCCCUUAUCAGAUAUAAGGAGCCACUUCAUCCUUCUUAUCCCACUAGACCAGGAGAGAAAGUACACAUUGAUCUGGUGAAGAUGCUGAAAGGCGUAGGGAAUAUGAACUAUGUAGUGAACAUCAGGGAUGAUUUGACUGGAUUUGUCGAUGGCAAGCCCAUUAGAAUAAAGGCCGCGAGAGAAGUCAAGAACUUCGUCCUGGAGUAUCUGUCUAGACAUGGGUGUGUCAGUAAAAUUGUGAUGGAUAGAGGAGCGGAGUUCCUAGUAGUUGAGGUACAGAGUGUGUUCAAGAAAGCAGGAGCUAGAGUGUCUAUAGCUAUUGCCUAUCACCCGCAGCCAAAUGCGCCUGUGGAGCGGGGCCACCAGUCAUUGAUAGCAUCGCUAUCGAAGUGGUGUAGAGGGAAGGAUAGCGACUGACCGAAGUAUUUCAGGUAUGCAAUAUGGGCUGACAAUGUCACUGUCUGAGCCAACACUGGGUACCCCCCUUACACGCUUUGGUUUGGGAGUCACUGUCCUCUUGCCUAUAAAAUUCCACGUCGAUAGUUGGACUACGGUUAAUUGGGCGGAUAGUAUGACACGGGAGGAGCUCCUAACCACUAGGACGAGACAGAUAGCAUACGGAUUGGAGGAUAACCUCAUGACUGCAGCUAAUCGACAGGCGGUCGAAAGAGAAAAAAGUAAAGCAAGAUGGGACAA
This is a messenger RNA of Chara braunii, 1759 nucleotides long. The record is from the annotation of a GenBank genome assembly. NCBI's taxonomy places the organism in Eukaryota, Viridiplantae, Streptophyta, Charophyceae, Charales, Characeae.